UCCCCGAACUCAUCGGCUCGUUUAAGACAUCGCCUGGUAUAUCUUAUUCGGCGUUAGCACCUAGUGGUGUGGUGAAGUCAUUGUUGGCUCUAGUAGAAUAUGCCAAAGGUCGACUGGCUGCUGUGAGGCCAUUCUGGAAAUACUUCCCUAUUUACUUGAGGGCUACGGCUG
This is a messenger RNA of Perkinsus marinus ATCC 50983, 171 nucleotides long. RefSeq lists its product as hypothetical. The transcript has a single exon. The record is from RefSeq and is a predicted model, not a curated record. NCBI's taxonomy places the organism in Eukaryota, Perkinsozoa, Perkinsida, Perkinsidae. The annotation marks the transcript as partial.